Messenger RNA from Triticum urartu, 1219 nucleotides. RefSeq lists its product as uncharacterized. NCBI's taxonomy places the organism in Eukaryota, Viridiplantae, Streptophyta, Magnoliopsida, Poales, Poaceae. The record is from RefSeq and is a predicted model, not a curated record. Gene Ontology annotation, biological process: rRNA methylation; box C/D sno(s)RNA 3'-end processing. Gene Ontology annotation, cellular component: small-subunit processome; nucleolus; box C/D methylation guide snoRNP complex. Gene Ontology annotation, molecular function: histone H2AQ104 methyltransferase activity; RNA binding; rRNA methyltransferase activity.
CCCAUCGCACCCCUCCUCCCCGCUCCCAAUCUCCCCGCCGCUGCCACCACCUCCUCCCCGUCCCCGUCCUCUCCCACCCACCGCCGACCUCAUCCCUCCCUCCCCUCACCAUCUCUCCCUACCCUAACUCCCAUCGAUGCCCUCUCAUCCUCUUCCCCGAUUCAGAUCGACCACCGUCCGCCCCCUAACCCAAUUCAGAUCGACCACGCCUCACCGGAGAGAGAGAGAGAGAGGCGUCGCCCCCAGCGACUAUGGCUGGCUUGCUCCCCAGUGCGAGCGUGCGUGCUUCGAAUCCUUUGAUGUGCGGCGCUCCCUGGGGCUGGCUGGAUCGCGGCGCGCGCGUGGCUUGCCUAGGGUUGGCGGUGGCAGCACUGCACGCCGUGUCUCCAGCCACCACGACGGCGACGACGCGAACCUCGGAGACCGUCGUCCACCUCCCGCUGCAGGACGGGUUCGUCGUCUUCCCACGGCCCGCCCGCUCCUCGUCCGCCUCCCGGGCACGGCGCGCCCCCACCUCUCCGUCUCCCCCUCGCCCUCCGCCCCCGCCCACUCGGUCCGCUUCGCCGCCCGCAGCGGCGGCUCCCGCGCCGUCUCCCUCCACGCCUCCAUGCCGCCAGAACGAGGACGCAUCCAAGGUUGAGUUUAGGGUGUGGAACCCCUUCAGAUCGAAGCUGGCUGCUGCUGUGCUCGGUGGUGUGGACAACAUCUGGAUUGCUCCUGGAACAUGUGUGCUGUACCUCGGAGCUGCCUUUGGAGCAACCGUGUCUCAUGUGUCUGACAUUGUUGGACCGACUGGGUUGGUGUAUGCCAUUGAGUUCUCUCACCGGAGUGGUAGGGAUCUUGUCAACAUGGCUAAGAAGAGGACCAAUGUCAUCCCCAUUACUGAGGAUGCUAGGCACCCAGCAAAGUAACGAAUGCUGGUCGGCAUGGCUCAAGCUGUACCAGAUCAAGCAUGACCCAGCCAAAUAAACAUUUUGUGCCUUGAUCUAGCUCUAAAAGUGUGGUGUUACCUCUCUUUACUGGAGCUCUGGGCUGAAGAAAUUUGAAGAAGCUUGAAGCCCGACAAAGUAAAGAGUAGCGAGUAAUAAUGUAGUGCUAGUUAUGUUGUACAGUAGCCAGCAUAUCUGGUUGUAUGAACACUAUUGUAAAUACUGUAAUUUCGUAUUUGAAUAGUAGUCAGCAUAUUUGGUGCUAAUAUUGGCUAUCAUUUUACAGUUUA